AUGUCAAGCUUAAUGUUCGGAGGGAAAGGCCAGCAGAUAAUCAACACGCCAUGCACUUCCUCCAUGAUCUCUACUUUCACUCCAUGUCUCAACUUCAUCACCGGAAGCAGCGGCGGCUCCAUCACUCCCACCGCCGAUUGCUGCGACUCCUUGAAGGCAUUGACCAACACCGGCAUGCAAUGUGCUUGCCUCAUCCUCACCGCUAACGUCCCGCUGCCUACUAGCUUCAUCAAUCGAACUCUCGCGCUUGGUCUCCCUCGUGCCUGUAAAAUGAGUGGUGUUCCGGUUCAGUGUCAAGCGGCGGGGACUCCUCUACCAGCGCCAGGUCCGGUUCCGUUCUUGCUGGCUCCACCACCGCCUACGUCUGCUUUUAGCCCCGGAGGGUCUAAGGCGGCGGCGAUGGCACCGGCACCAGCACCGGAUUCUCCCGAGGAUGGAGCGAUGGUCCCCACAGCCACACCAGGAAUUCGACCGGUGGUUCAGUCCUCGCAACCCACCAGCCUCGCUCAAUAUUCUUCCACGUCUCCAUAUCUUGGCUUGCUUUCCUUUCUCUUCACGCUACUCACUUUGUUGACUUUGUAA
Molecule: messenger RNA, 582 nt
Organism: Microthlaspi erraticum
Lineage: Eukaryota; Viridiplantae; Streptophyta; Magnoliopsida; Brassicales; Brassicaceae
Source: the annotation of a GenBank genome assembly